AUGGGAAGACCAAAAAAUUCGAAGAAUAAAGUCAAAACUAAGACUUCAUCGUGGUCUUCCAAAAAGCCUGAUAAGCAACAAUUAAAGGCAAAACCAAGUGAUAAGGGGCUUGAAAAUUAUAGUGGUGAUAAUAAUGAACAAUAUAAUGUAUUUCCUGAGAGCUUUAGGUCAAAUAAUGGGACACAUGGAGUUGUAGUAAAGAAGAGAAAGGUUGCCCCAAGAUCGGGUUUACAGUUCAAAGUUGGACCGUCUUUUGAGAACACGACAUUAUAUAGACCGAUAUUUAUAACUUCCACUAACGAAAAUGUUUUCCCCUUUGUUAACGCCAGAAUCGAUAGAGGGUUUGAGAAUCAUGGUGGGGAGUGGAUUGGGUAUAAACGCAAUUAUUUCACAUUAGUUAGCUGCUUUGAAUUUGACGGGGUUAGCCCUGAAACAUUUUUCACUGAGAAGUUUCAUAUCUUGAAUGAUGUUGGUGAACUUGAAAAUAUCAGUUGUUUUGCGCUAAGAUUGGUAUCCAGAUGUUCAGAGGAUGAAUCCGUUGUGAAUCUCAUUCAACACACAGCUAAGCGAGAUAGAGGUCCACAGUACCUGCCGCCAGUUUUCCCAGCCAUUUCAGGAUAUCUACCAUCUCAUUCAAUUAUCAAACAAGCAUCUAAUAUUCGUAAUGGAGACAAAAUUGAUCAAUACAACCGAAUGUUCUACCUUGACACCGCUACUUUACAAAAGUGCAUGGAUGCAUCAAUUCUAAGUACAUACCCAGAGGGAAGAAUAGCCACGGUUGCAAGAUAUGAACGUAUUCAAUUCUCCACAUCAAUAAACUAUCGGAAAUCGACCAUGGUUAAUAGACACUUCAUUUUAAAAGUCGAAUUAUUGGGGCUACUAGACGACGGUAAAUAUGCAGUUUUAGCCAGUACGGAGACUCAACCGCUAGUAGUUAGAGGUCGUUCUCCGUCAAAUUACCAAAUGGCAAGAAGAAACUUAAAGGCAUUAAAUUUCAACAAUCAAAAAGAGCAAGCUAGUGGUUCAGGUUCAAGCUCAUCAUCCAAUGCAGACGAAUUCCAACUAGACGACAAAUCCAAAAAUAAAUAUAAUAAAGAAAUACCACUGAUCAAAACCAAAUACAACCUUUUGGACUUGCAAAAACCGGCUAAAAGAGGAAGAAAGAAAAAAGAGAAACUCAAAACAGAUAAUGUUGAAAAACUACAUGCAUUAAGAACAUAUCAAAACCAAGGCAUAAAAAGAGAAUUAUAUAACUUAGAAGACGAAUUUAUCGAUGAUGAUCUAUUUCCUCCAAUAAUUCAGGCUAAACAGGAAACAUUUGACUCAAUGUUUGAUCUGUUCCCAUACCAGACCGAAUUCAAUUUAAACCUUGAAUCACCCUUAACGCCUAAGAAGCACAAAAAAUCAAAAUCUAAGAAAUCAAAAUCUCACGAGAAGGGAAUUGAAGAGUAUCGAAUAGGAAUACCUACUUCCGCAUGCAGAUCCCAAGGUACAGACAACUCAAGCUUCAAUCAAGUAGAGGAAGAUAGUUUUGUUGAGUUCCAAAAGGAACUAUCUCUUCUUCAAAAAGAAUUAAAAGGUGAUUAUUCCAAUGAUCAUACAUUGUUAGGUCUCGUAACAUAA
Debaryomyces fabryi is the source of this 1623-nucleotide messenger RNA. RefSeq lists its product as uncharacterized. The record is from RefSeq and is a predicted model, not a curated record. The transcript has a single exon. Bases 1 to 1623 code for a protein of 540 amino acids. Gene Ontology annotation, molecular function: DNA binding; DNA-binding transcription factor activity. NCBI's taxonomy places the organism in Eukaryota, Fungi, Ascomycota, Pichiomycetes, Serinales, Debaryomycetaceae. Gene Ontology annotation, biological process: positive regulation of transcription by RNA polymerase II; meiotic cell cycle. Gene Ontology annotation, cellular component: nuclear chromosome.